Lates calcarifer (barramundi perch) is the source of this 1797-nucleotide messenger RNA. It is a transcript of the gene fkbp16, whose product is annotated as FKBP prolyl isomerase 16. The transcript has 9 exons. Gene Ontology annotation, molecular function: protein binding; peptidyl-prolyl cis-trans isomerase activity. NCBI's taxonomy places the organism in Eukaryota, Metazoa, Chordata, Actinopteri, Centropomidae. Bases 197 to 1633 code for a protein of 478 amino acids. The record is from RefSeq and is a predicted model, not a curated record.
UGUGCACUGUCGAAAUAUUUACUCCAAAACAACGCAGACAGAAAGGAUCUUGUGGCAAAACUUAAAAGUCUGGAAACCAACAUGAGUGCUGGACGAAAAUAGUGUAGGUGGCGAUACUUGGUUCACAACAGAACUACUAACUUACACCGAAGCGGAACAUUGGCUCGACAAGGAGGAUCAUCUCUUUUGGAGACUAAUGCAGAUGGUGUCCAUCCAUCUCUGUGGUGAAAUGGAGACAGAGCCAUGUUGUGAAGAGCAUAAAGACCCUGCAGUGGAGCCUACAGAGCCUGAGGUUGGAGAGGUCAUUUCUGAGUCUGCUGACAAGGACAGUCACACUGAGCUGCCCCGUGGGCCUGCAGAGGAAGGCGGGGAGCUGCAAAGGAAAGAGCAGGCUGAAACGGAGAGCUAUGCAGGAGCGAGUAAAAGCGCCGAGAUAAAAAGCCCCUCUGAUCCCGAGCGGGAAGGUGGAGAGACAGAAUGCAAAGAACAGAGGAAAUUGAAAAAAACGAACAGCUGGAAGAUGGUAAGGUUUCAAGACCCGUCAGCAGACGAUGAUGUGUUGGAGAGGGACAGCUCAGCAGAGAGUCUGUUUCCAGAAUAUGCGAUGGAAGAGUGGACUUCCUCAACCUUUGAGGAGCUGUUCAUGGCAGAAAACUGGCACAACAUCACAGAGGACCGGCUGUUGAGGAAGAAGGUGCUGGAGCCUGGGGUCCCGCUAGCCCCUUGCCCCACCUGGGGCCAGGAGGUUACUGUGAAGAUGCAGUGUGUCCUGGAGGACCGCACUGUGGUGGAGAAGGACUGCAAGCUUGUCUUUGUUAUCAGAGAGGGAGACGUAAACCAGGCCCUGGAGGAGUGUGUCAUAUCCAUGCAGAUGGGCGAGAUCACGUUACUGCUGGCAGAUUCACAGUAUGCUUAUGGACUUUUGGGAAGAGAGCCUGAUAUUCCAGCCUGGGCUCCUUUACUCUACCAGCUGCAGCUGCUGGACAUCAGAGAGAAGCCAGACCCAUUAACUCUGCCCAUCGCAGACCGCAUCCGCAUUGGCAACCAGAAACGAGAGCGAGGAAACUUUCAUUUCCAGAGAGAGGAGUACAGCAUGGCUGCCAGAGCCUAUUGUAUGGCUCUGGAUGUGCUAACCACACGGAGUCGAGAUGGUAGCGACGGUGGUGUGGAUGCAGAGGAGGAAGAGGUGCGAGACUACCGGGUUAAGUGUUUGAACAACAUGGCUGCCUCUCAGCUCAAACUGGAGCAGUACGAUGAGGCGCUGCACACCAGCCGGGACGUUCUGACCCUUGAGCCAAACAACGUCAAGGCCCUUUUCAGAACGGGAAAGCUCCUGUCAGACAAGGGUGAAUACAAAGAGGCAAUGGAGGUGCUAAAAAAGGCCUUGAAACUGGAGCCGGCCACCAAGGCAAUCCAUGUGGAGUUAUCUAAACUCGUCAAAAGGCAAUCAGGAGGCCAAGACACCCAGGAAUGGAGAGCCAAACCUGCGGAGAUGCUUGGAGAAAAUAUUACACCUUUUCUGAUUCCUGUGAAGAAGAAACCAUCUGGAAUUUCCUGGAAGUUUAUACUUGGAGCUCUGGUGGUGGCCUUGGGAAGCUUAGUGACGUCUGUGAUUUUCACUGCAAGACACUGAAUCUUCUGCUGGCAGCACUUUGAAAAUCCUCCUCCUCAUCAUCAUCAUCAUAAUCAUAAUCAUCAUCAUCUGAAGGAGUAGAGUUUGGUUUCCAGUCCUCUAGUCAGUUCAUUUGAAAAUGAUUUUCUACUGUGAAGACAUGAGAAGGUACGCACCGCAGCAGC